GCCCAGGCUGAGGGGGCGUGGCCGGGAGAAGUUGUUCCGCGCUGGGCGGGCCGGCCGCGGACCCAGGAGCUGGAGAAGUUUGCGCGGCUCGCUAGCGAGCGAGCGGAGGGGAGGGUGCGGGCCCCGGCAGCGGCUUCCCUGCGCCCGCUGCCAUGGCUUUCCGCCGGAGAACGAAAAGUUACCCGCUCUUCAGUCAGGAGUUCGUCAUUCACAACCAUGCUGAUAUCGGCUUCUGCCUGGUGCUCUGCGUCCUCAUCGGGCUUAUGUUCGAGGUCACGGCCAAGACUGCCUUCCUAUUUAUUUUACCUCAGUAUAACAUUAGCAUGCCCUCAUCAGAAAAUGAGACUGUUCAGUAUCACUAUGGGCUGAAGGAUCUGGUCACCAUCUUGUUUUACAUCUUCAUCACUAUCAUCCUGCAUGCCGUGGUACAGGAGUACAUCUUGGAUAAAAUCAGCAGGAGGCUUCAUCUCUCCAAGGUCAAACACAGCAAGUUCAAUGAAUCUGGACAGCUAGUAGCCUUUCAUCUCAGCUCCUUGGUCUGGUGCUUGUAUGUUGUUGUGACGGAAGGAUACUUAACAAAUCCAAGAAGUCUGUGGGAGAACUACCCUCAUGUGUAUCUCCCCUUUCAAGUGAAGUUUUUUUACCUUUGCCAGUUGGCAUACUGGCUACAUGCCCUACCAGAGCUGUACUUCCAGAAGGUACGGAAGGAGGAGAUUCCACGUCAGCUACAAUACAUUUGUCUGUACCUGGUCCACAUAGCUGGAGCGUACCUCUUAAACUUAACUCGACUGGGCCUGAUCUUGCUGCUCCUGCAGUAUGUGGCUGAGUUUCUCUUCCACAUGGCUCGUCUUUUCUACUUUGCAGAUGAGAACAACGAGAAGCUGUUUAAUGCUUGGGCAGUGGUGUUUGUGGUCACCCGCCUCUUCACCCUCACCCUUGCUGUGCUGGCCAUUGGUUUUGGACUGGCUCGUAUGGAAAAUCAGACUUUUGAGCCAGAGAAAGGCAACUUCAAUACUUUGCUCUUCAGGCUGUGCGUGCUGCUGCUGGUGUGUGCCUCCCAGGCCUGGAUGAUGUGGCGCUUCAUCCACUCCCAGCUGCGGCGCUGGCGGGAGUACUGGAAUGAGCAGAGCGCCAAGAAGAGAGUGAUGGUUGCCCCCAGACCGCCAGCCAAGCUCAUCAAGAGGGAAUCUGGUUACCAUGAAAAUGGAGUUGUGAAAGCAGAGAAUGGGAUGUCCCCACGAACUAAGAAGCUGAAGUCUCCUUAAAGCGAGAAUGUGGAGGACAGGAAGCCUUCCUAGUGGGGUGUGCAGUAUAGAGGCCACGGGCCCAGGACUAAGUUACUGCCCCUAUUUUCCUGCUUGCUACACUCCCAUCUCCAACAUGUCUUUGGAAAGUGUCUGUCUGUCUCUCUCUCUCUCUCUCUCUUUUUCUCCCCCCCUCUCCCUCUCUCUUCUCUGUCUGUCUGUCUGUGCCCCCUUUUUUUAUAAACCAUUUUCAAUAAAACCAAAAAUCUUCCUUCUUUAUGUUCUUGAGCCAACUCACUUCCUCAUAUUCUUUGUUUGCUAGGGAACCUAGAAUCCCUACUACUUAUAGCUGUCUCUGCUCUGUCUCUCUGCUCUCUGUUUUUGUUCACAAAUAUUUUUCUUACAUUAUUGUGCAAUUAUUCAGUGUCUGAUUUUUGUGAUUAGGGAGGCCCACUUUUUCACCAUUGCUAUUCAGUCUCAGCUUCUCAUGGGCCCAAUGCGUUUCCAAGAAGCCGCUUAGGGUUGUUCACUAUUAACAGAUAUAUGUAUCCUUGGGCUGUUGCACCCUAUGGUCAACACACAGGAUGGACAAUAAGAGAAACGCCUGGAUCCUAAAGUUCACCCUUCUUGACUAGCCAUUUUCAUAGCUGUCCUCAGCUGCCCAGAUGUUUUAUUUCUAGUUCCCACCUAAUCAGUAGAGGUACCACAAUGGAUUCAAAUGUCACCUAUAGAAUUUGGCAUUGGAAUGUAGUCAUUCAGCCAUGAAAGAUAGUCUUCUCCCUUGAAUCUUGGGACUGAAGGGACACUUGCCUGCUGUUAUUCCAUUAGGGAGGUGCUGUUGGAGGUAGCUUUCCUCCUCAUACCCUAAGGCAAAAGCAAAGGCAAUGUAGACUGAAACAGAGGCACCUUUUAGAAGAUAGGCUAGGAGACAGAUGGGAUGCUUAUCAGCUGCUUUUUCUACAUCUCAACCUUGCAGUUGCUUUAUCAGUAGAUUUAUAAGUAUCCCAAAUUUAAAAAACAAAACAUUGUGGAAGAGAACUGAGGACAUAGUAAUCUUGGGCCCAAGACAAUCUUGGGCUCCUCUCUGGAACAGGCCUUGGCAUCUUAUCUUUAAACCCUUUUAAUUUCCUCAUUUCUUUAGGUGGUCUCAAACUCUCCUCCUCUUGUUCUGGUUAGCAUUGAGGGGCAGGAUAGGCCUCAACUCUCUGCCCUUAUUACUGCUUGGCUCUUAUUUUCUGCAAAUUCUCAUUGAAGGUGAACCAUGGUUGUUGAGUAUACCCCAUGGUACAAUAGAUACAGAGUCCAUCUUUCUGAAAUUUUAUCCAAGAGAAAGCUCACCUUGUCUGUAUGGUAUCUUGGGACAUUCUGUGAGGAAAGGAAGGGAAUGAAGUUUUAAAGAAUCUCAGAAUCUCUAAGAAAGUGGAAAGGAGUGACUCCGAGUGGCCAAAUGAGCACCACAUCAGCCUGCUUCAGGAAUUUACCUUCCUUUGGUGGUAAAGACUGGAUUGAGUUGUUAUAAGAGUCUGAGUUAGGCCACUGUUGGGCACCUUAGGCAAGGUUGGCCAUUUUGUUCUUGAUCUACCCUCCCAAAAAGGGUAUAGAUUUUCUCUAUAGAAGCUCCAAAGCAGUUGGAUCAUAGAUUUGGAUUUUCAGUCAUGGGGUUAGUUGGAAAGGGUAUUACUCUGACCCCUCUUCUCCUUCCAGGACAAGUUUAGGAACAGGGAAGAGAAUGGAACCCUGCUCCUAGGAUUUCCUUUGGAAGCUGGCAGGGUAUUGUUGAGUAGGUAUAAAUGGCUCCUCAUCUCUGUGACUCUCGCAAUGUUCUUGGUGCCAUAGAACUGAGAGGGUGGUUUCAGGAUCAGCAAGGCAAAGUGGAGACCCUGAGGGUCAGCCCCGUCAUCUUGUCACCUACCCCCAGAGGCAGCAGAGGCUUCCAGUGCUUGGACUUUUCUCCCAGACCCUCAAGCCGCUAAUUAUUAAGCCAGUGACUUCUUAAAGCACCACUGAACCCUUUCUUCAUGUCUGUAAUCAUUGGUACUCACUUGGUCCUGUCACUUGCUGCCAAAGUUGUCAGACAAGGCAAAUACUAGUCCUGCUGCCCACAUAGCUUUGCCCACAUUUUGUCCUCACAUCCUCCUAUUUGCACAGGGAACAAGGAUACAGGUUCCUAGAAGAUUCCAGGGUUUCCAGGCAGGGUAAGAUGUCCCGGACAGACUUAGCAGGCUGAGAUGUGGUUCUUUUCAGGACACAUGCACAUCAGGAAAAGCUGGGACUAAAAGCAGCAUCUAAUGGUGCCAACUUGGGAGUUCCACUUUAGAGGAGGGGCAGCAUUUAUGUAGUUGUACUUGUUCACUACCCAGCAAAUUCAUUUCCAUGCAAGGCCUUGUUAAAAGACUAAGGGGCAGGUUUGAUACCUCUACUUUAUCCCUCAUCUUUGAGCUUCUUGGGCAGGUCAGCCAUUUGGUCCUAAUCCUUGGGAGGAGAGGUGAUGGAUAGAAAUCCAUGAAACCACUCAGCUCCCUGAACCAAAGUGCCAAGACACCAGGGAAGUCCCUGCUUUCAUCCUCCCCAUCCAGUCUGAGGCCUGCUUCUGCCCUCACUCCCCUGUGGGAAUGGGAAUGAGAGUCUCAUCUACCUCAACCUUUGUCUUUCUCUCACUGGAAUCUCUUGGUUUUUGUAGCAUCAAUGUACUCGGGCAUGUUAGGGAGCCCCCAAGGGACAGGACAGACAUCUGUGCCUGGUGAUCCUGUCUCUGUAGAAGGAGAGGUUUGGGCAGGGUAGCACUAGGAAAGUCUCUUCAGCUCCAGGGUGGUGGGAGAGGGCCAGAGAGGAAAAGAGGGCUGCUUCUCAGCUCUGGAAGUCCAUUCUCAUCUGUUUACAGUAUUAGCUAGUUCAGCAUCUGGACCAAAUGGUUCCUGAAUCCCCGAUGUCCUUGUCACUGCAUCUGCUGUCUCAGGCCUUGAAGCACUUGGGCAGAGCUCUGAGUAAGGUCUAAGUUCCCACUGUAGCUGUAUCCAAAGCUUUCCUGUAACUCUCCUUGGAAUUGUCUCAGGAGAAGGGCUCCAGGUGGUGGGAGCACGGCCUCUCUAGGUUUUAGAGUUUGAGUCUCCUGGCAGAACGCUGGUCUGGAUUUCUUUCAGAUGCUUCAGUGUCUCCCAUCUGCUUUUGAUAGGGUUUAGAUGAGAAGAGACCAUUGGGUAGGCUUAGAUAGAUCCAGCUGCUGUGACCACUCCUUCACUUCUAGAAUCACAAUGUUAAAGCCAGAAUGGCACAGAAUUUUUUGGACCUUCCUCUGGGGAGUAGAAGGUUCCUGAAGGGCAUGAGGAAGGCAGGGAGGAUGUCUCAGAAUAGGCUUUCUUCCUCAGUCCUUCAUGCCUGAUCUAUGCCCUUUACUUACCCUUUUAUCUGGACUGUAUCCUUCUUCCUGAGGCCAUAGGACUUGGGGGUCUUGGCCUUUUGACUAACCUUGCUGUUGAGGCUAGGCAAUUGAUCCACAAAGGGAAAAAAAUCAUCCUGCCCUCCUUGGCCUUAUUUGACAUUCCGAGUGCCCAGUCAUCCAAAGUCUCACCAUUCUAAAGACUAAGAGAGACUUUUCCAUGGCCCUAACCCUCUGCCAGCCAACUCUUCUUUACCGGGUGGUUCAUGGGUUCAGAGAGCUGUAAAACAAAUAUGGCAAGACCCUCCCCAUUUAGCACCUCCUUGUAGCAGUUGUGUAACCCUAGGAGUAGAUGCUUAUCCUGCCUGUAUAACAAGUGCCUUACUUUGCCAAUACAUUCUUUUGGACCCUGAUCUGUGUAUGAUAGAGAGCCCCUCUGCUAACAUGACCACAUGUUCUGCGUGCCUCCCCAGGACACUGCCCCCUCGCAGUGACCACGGGGAAAAGGCUCCGUGUGGGACAGCCUAGCAUCCUUGGUCUCUGUGCCUUUAUUUUCAUUGUUGCCCUUGUAGGUUUCUGGCCUUAUUUCUUGGCUUUUGCCCCAGUUGAUUUUAGGAUUCUUCAUAGAGACUGCACAAAGUGUGGCAGCUUCUCUAGGUGUAGCCGGGGUUGGCAGGCCUGCCGCUAGCAAGCAAUGGUCAGAUGCUUCUCGUGGCAUCAUGCUUCCCAUUGCACCCCUCCCUACCCACCCCCACCAGGAACCCUCCUCAUCCUUCUGUGCCCACCCAGACACCUCCUCCUAUCACACAUAGCCUCAUCUCUUCCUCAUUUACUUCUUCAUUCGACCCAAAGUUUAAAAUCUGGAGUUUACUCUUCCCUUCCAGACACAAGUGUUAAUUCGUAGAAAUAGAUGCCCAAUCUUAUAGAAAGCCAGAUUGGUGUGGUCCUUUGUCAUAGAAAUAUCCUAUUUAGUUCUGAAUUCAGUGUUAUCCAUGUGUUGCCAGCAGUUCCCCUUCCCCCACUUCUUCCGGGUUGUGCAAUAACUCUCCCAGAACUUGUUAGUUUCUAGUUCCUUCUGUCCAUUAUGAAGCCCUGGAAGUUGGGAAGAGAUGGAGCACAUAGGAGGAACCAUCAUCCUUCAGUGGAGAAAUUCCAGCCAUUUCCUCUCUAGCUGUGAUUCUCCUUGUCCUAGAUAGGUUUCUGUGGCUCUUCAGUAGAACAUGUAGCAUAAUGUAGAAAUACAUAUUUUUUAAAACUUGUUGGAAAAAAAAUCCUCAUGAUAUGGGGCAUUAAUGUCUUCAAUUUUGAACGUGGCAUUUGGGAGGAAGACUUUGACCUAGUAUUCCUGGAUGUACUGCCAUCACAGCCUCCCUCUUGACCAAAAGGCAUUCCAGGGUUUUGAAUGGGAUGGGAGAAGAGGCUUCCUGUUCACAAGGAGAAUUGGUUUUCAGUACACUCUAGGCACAGGUGGUCCUGCCCUCUCAGCUGGCUGUGGGCACUCAGCCCUUUCCUUGGGUACAGGUGUAAUGGGGGCAAAUUGCAAACAUCACCUCCCAAUCCCCAUUUUUAAUAAACAGCUGAAAGAUGUGUAGAAGCUGCUGGUGCCCUGAGCAGCCCAUAAUGCAAAGAUGGAUACAUGGCCUUUUUUAAAAAAAAAAAAACCUUAUUUUAGCCUGUUUAUUUUAUGGACCAAAUUUCAACAAGAAACUCAAGGAAAACUGUACCUGCCAUAUUUAUGCAUCUGUGUAAAAGGGUUGUUUUAUCUGUUUUUACUUUUGAUGCAACUUUUUCCAAAUUCCUUUUCCAUUGUUCCCUCACCAAGUUUAAAAAGUUACAGUUUUGUAUGGAUUUUUUUGUUGUUGUUGAAAAUGUGCAUUUUGAAACAAAUGAGCAACAAAAAUAUUUUCUGAAAUAACAAUAAAAGGCAUAGAAUUAUCGAUCCUUAA
Messenger RNA from Monodelphis domestica (gray short-tailed opossum), 6566 nucleotides. It is a transcript of the gene TRAM2, whose product is annotated as translocation associated membrane protein 2. Gene Ontology annotation, cellular component: endoplasmic reticulum membrane. Lineage: Eukaryota; Metazoa; Chordata; Mammalia; Didelphimorphia; Didelphidae. Gene Ontology annotation, biological process: protein insertion into ER membrane; SRP-dependent cotranslational protein targeting to membrane, translocation. The record is from RefSeq and is a predicted model, not a curated record.